This is a messenger RNA of Salarias fasciatus (jewelled blenny), 2923 nucleotides long. RefSeq names its product glypican-6-like. NCBI's taxonomy places the organism in Eukaryota, Metazoa, Chordata, Actinopteri, Blenniiformes, Blenniidae. The record is from RefSeq and is a predicted model, not a curated record. The coding region runs from base 59 to 1774 and encodes 571 amino acids. Gene Ontology annotation, biological process: regulation of signal transduction; cell migration; regulation of protein localization to membrane. Gene Ontology annotation, cellular component: extracellular region; cell surface; plasma membrane. The transcript has 10 exons.
UGUUUUCACACCAGAGGAGCUCGUAUUUCUCUGUGAAACAUCAUUAAGGAUUUCACUGAUGUAUGCGAUGUGGAGGCUGCAAGUCGCCUUAUGUACUCUGUCGGUGCUGCUGUCCCUGUCAUCUGCCGGAGAAAGCAAAGCGCGGAGCUGUAGCGAGGUUAGACAAGCUUAUAACGCGAAAGGAUUCAGCCUCGUCAAUGCACCUCAUCAGGAAAUAUCAGGUGAGCACCUGCGUGUCUGUCCUCAGGGAUACACCUGCUGCACAUCUGAGAUGGAAGAAAAGCUCAACCAGCAGAGCAAACUGGAGUUUGAAAACUUGGUGGAGGAGAGCAGCCACAACAUGAGAACAACUUUUGUCUCCAGGCACAAAAAGUUUGAUGAGUUUUUCUUGGAGCUGCUGGACAAUUCUGAGAAGUCUCUCAACAGUAUGUUCACCCGGACAUACGGCAAGCUGUAUAUGCAGAACUCUGAGGUAUUUCAGGACCUGUUCACUGAGCUAAAGCGCUACUACACCGGGGGCAACGUCAACCUGGAGGAAAUGCUCAACGACUUCUGGUCCCGGCUCCUGGAGCGCAUGUUCCAGCUGCUCAACUCCCAGUACCACUUCACAGAAGACUACCUGGAGUGUGUCAGUAAAUACACAGAUCAGCUGAAGCCCUUUGGAGACGUGCCCAGAAAACUGAAGGCCCAGGUCACCAGGGCCUUUAUUGCUGCACGGACGUUUGUCCAGGGACUGAUGGUGGGUCGCGAGGUCGCCAACAGGGUCGCUAAGGUGAAUAUAGUGCCAGCGUGUGUCAGAGCCUUGACCAAGAUGCUGUACUGCCCGUACUGCCGAGGCAUGCCCGGACUGAAACCCUGUCACAACUACUGUCACAAUGUCAUGAGGGGCUGUCUGGCAAACCAGGCAGACCUCGACGCUGAGUGGAACCUCUUCAUUGAUGCCAUGUUGCUGGUGGCAGACAGACUGGAGGGACCCUUCAACAUCGAGGCGGUUAUCCAGCCAAUUGACAUCAAGAUCUCCGAGGCCAUCAUGACCAUGCAGGACAACAGCAUGCAAGUGUCAGCCAAGGUUUUUCAAGGGUGCGGGCAGCCGAAGCCGUCAGGAAUCGGCAGGUCUGCACGGGGCAUCUCCGACGUGUUCAGCGGUCGAUUCAGACCUUACACCCCAGAGGAGAGGCCGACCACGGCGGCUGGAACCAGCCUGGAGAGACUGAGGGUUGUCUGGAGGACAAUGCAACACAGCGUGAUCGACAUCAAAGAGAAGUUGAAGGAAUCCAAGAGGUUCUGGUCCAAGUUGCCAGAUGACAUCUGUGCCAAGGGCAAACUGACGGAGCCUGACGAAGAGCAGUGCUGGAACAGCCACACCAAGGGCAGAUAUUUCCCCGAGGUGGUGAAGGAGGGUCUGACCAACCAGGUGAACAACCCAGAGGUGGACGUGGACAUCACCAGACCCGACACACUGAUCCGACAGCAGAUCAUGGCGUUGCGUGUCAUGACAAACAAGCUCAAGAAUGCCUACAAUGGAAAUGACAUCUAUUUCCAGGACUCCAGUGACGAGGGCAGCAGCUCUGGCAGCGGCAGCGGCUGCUCCGACGGCUGCACCACGGAGUUCAUUUUUGUUGGAACAGAGGCUCCGGUGAUCGGAGCCGACAGAAGCGACGAGCGCGCGGCGGCCGCCGCCGCGGGGAAGUCACUGUCUCGCGGACCGACGACCCUGCUGGUGAUCAGUGCCCUGGCGCUCCCACUCUGGGCAAUGCAGACUCAGUGGAGAUAAUACUGAUUUACCUGAUCACUGACUUUAUACUGCAAACACAACAGUAUGUGAAAUAGCAAGUUAUACUGCUGUUUUCCUCACUGGACAUGUAGAACCUCCUGGAAACCUGUUGAGAAUGGCUUACUGUGUGGUACGGUAGGAUUGGAAGUGAGUGCAGUGCUGCGUUCUGCUUGUCCCCCAAAGAAUGCCCGGUGCCAUCAGUGAACCAGCCUUCACGUCUCUGAAAAACAAAAACAAAAAAAGAGGAAAAAAAGAAAUGAAAAUGUGGUGUUUUCUCAUUAUUCUGAAGUGAAUCUGGAGAAAAAGGCUUCCCUUUCAAGAAAUGAAAGCAUCAGAAGACGGUCCUGUGAGUGAUUUUACAGAUGAAGGGGAAUCUGUUUCUCUUUUCCUUUGUAUGAUGAAGUGAAAACAAGACAGCAACUAUUUUAUCGUGUUUGUCUUUUCCCCCCCCAUCAGACAAAAGGAGAAAGAUGUACUGUGUGCAUGCGUGGAUAUCAUGUUAACUGACAAAGCGUUUUUUUAAGGUUUUGUCAUUUUUCUUCUUUUGAUUUAUUUGGGGUUUUUUUACGCAGGCUACACAGUCGGGGUUGUCUGGUUUGGGAUUGUACAGAGCAGCAGUUCACCUGGUUUCCCGUUAGGUCAUGUCGGCGCGGCUUCAGGAAGCAGCAGGUCUUACAGCCACUUUAUUGUUGCACAUUUGAUUAUCUCUUUAAAAAAAAAGUGCUAAUGUAUUGCACUAAGAGAACCUCUUUGCACAGAUUAUUUUUGUUGGCUUCAUAAGUUUAUACAGCUACAGGAAACACAUCCCCAUAAAGAAGAAGAUCUAUAUUUUUCAGAUCAUUUAACUGAUUGUAUUGUACUUAAAAGCAGUUACAGGAUGUAUUUCACUGGAGGGUACUGCAAUGUGAGUUUACUGGUUCAGUCAUUAACAACAUUCAUCUUAUUCUUUUUAGAUAACUGUAUUAUUUCUUUAAAAAAAUAUUUUAUCAUAUGUAAAAUAAAGUAAGGACAUUUCUUGCAACACUAAGCCAUUAUACUGCAAAUGCCUGCUAACGUUGAGUUACCUGAUUUAGUCUCUUCCUGUCUGGAAAUUUCAAUGCACUUACUUGAUUUCUUGAUUCUCAGAGGGUUGAAAAUUGAGAAAUAUUA